CGAAGCGCUGCGGGCAGCGGCGCGCCCGGAGCGGCGGCACCGGCACGGGCACCGGGCACCGCUCCAGCCCCGGGCAGAGCCGGUGGGGAAGGAUGUUUUCCUCAGUGAAGCCCUACGAGAACCAGCACUACGCCUCGCUGAAGAAGGAGUGCCAGCGGCGGAAGCAGCUCUUCGAGGACCCGCUCUUCCCCGCCAACGACGACUCCCUCUUCUACAAGUCAAGGAUUCAGGGCAUCCAGUGGAAGCGACCCAAAGAAAUCUGCAAUGAUCCACGUCUCUUUGUGGAUGGGAUCAGCUCCCAUGACUUGCACCAGGGCCAGGUUGGGAACUGCUGGUUCGUGGCUGCCUGCUCCUCCCUGGCAUCCCGGGAGUCUCUGUGGCAGAAGGUCAUCCCAGACUGGAAGGAGCAGGAGUGGAACCCUGAGAAGCCCGAGAGCUACGUGGGGAUCUUCCACUUCCAGUUCUGGCGUUUUGGUCAGUGGCUGGAUGUGGUGAUCGAUGACCGCCUGCCCACACUCCACAAUCAGCUCAUCUACUGCCACUCCAACUCCAGGAAUGAGUUCUGGUGUGCCUUGGUGGAGAAAGCUUAUGCCAAGUUGUCAGGCUGUUACGAGGCGCUGGAUGGAGGCAACACAGCUGAUGCCCUGGUGGAUUUCACUGGUGGGGUCUCUGAGCCUAUCGACCUGACCGAAGGGGACUACAUUGCUGAUGAAGCCAAGCGCAACCUCCUCUUUGAGCGCGUGUUGAAGGUGCACAACAGGGGAGGCCUCAUCAGCUGCUCCAUCAAAGCCACGUCAGCAGCUGACAUGGAGGCUCGCCUGGCCUGCGGACUGGUGAAGGGCCACGCGUACGCAGUGACGGACGUGCGGAAGGUCCGUCUGGGCCACGGCCUUCUGUCCUUCUUCAAGUCGGAGAAGCUGGACAUGAUCCGCAUGCGCAACCCGUGGGGCGAGCGGGAGUGGAACGGCCCUUGGAGUGACACCUCUGAGGAGUGGCAGAAAGUGAGUAAAAGUGAGAGGGAGAAGAUGGGAAUGACAGUGGAAGAUGAUGGAGAGUUCUGGAUGACCUUUGAAGAUUUCUGCAAAUACUUCACGGACAUCAUCAAGUGCCGUCUGAUCAACACCUCCUACCUGAGCAUCCACAAGACCUGGGAGGAGGCAGUGCUGCAUGGGGCAUGGACCAGAAGCAGUGACCCCUUGAAAAACCGCUCCGGAGGCUGCAUCAACCACAAGGACACUUUUCUGCAGAACCCCCAAUAUGUGUUUGAUGUGAAGAAGGCAGAAGAUGAAGUGCUGAUCUCCAUCCAGCAGAAGCCCAAAAGGACCAGUCGCAAAGAGGGCAAAGGAGAGAAUUUGGCCAUAGGCUUUGAUAUCCAUAAGGUGGAGCUGAAUAGGAACUACCGGAUGCACACGCUGCAGCAGAAGGUGGCCAGCUCCAUCUACAUCAACUCCCGCAGCGUCUUCCUGAGGACAGACCUGAAGGAAGGCCGCUACGUCAUCAUCCCCACCACUUUUGACCCUGGUCACGAAGGCGAGUUCCUUCUCAGGAUUUUCACAGACGUGCCUUCAGAUUGCCGAGAGCUGACCCUGGAUGAGCCACCACACACCUGCUGGAGUGGGAUGUGUGGCUACCCACAAGUGGUAUCCCAGAUCCAUGUCCUUGCUGCAGCUGGGCUCAAGAAUCAGGACUCCCAAGGAGGGGCUGAUCCUUAUGUGAUCAUCAAGUGUGAAGGGCAGAAGGUUCGCUCUCCAGUGCAGAAGAACACGGUAUCACCAGAGUUCGAUGUGAAGGGGCUCUUCUACCGCAAGAAGCCAGGACAACCCAUCAUUGUUCAGAUCUGGAACCACAACUUGAUAAGCGACGAGUUCUUGGGCCAAGUGGUGCUCACGGGGGAUCCCAGCGACCGGCAGUCGGUGCACACGCUGCACCUGCAGGACAGGGGGAACAGGAGGUCCAACGACCUCCCUGGAACCAUUGCUGUGAUGCUGCUCAGCAGUAACGUCCUCACUAAUGUCUGAGUACUCAAGGGUGACUCUUCUGGUGCCACAUAUGUGAAUAUAAACAUGCACACGUACAUAUACAUAUAUAUAUAUAUAAAGAACACACAGAGCCUACCUACCAUCUGCAAAGUGUAUAUGAACCAUGCAUGCAUUCCACUCCAAGGAGCCAAUCUUGUGUUUUCAAUGUUAAAAAAAUGGUGCCUUUUUUUUGGGGAACCGCAAUGAUCCUUCUGCUGGCGUCCUCUGCAGUCCCCCAGGCUGCCACGUGCGCUGUGGGACCGCUGUGAGCACGCUGUGUGUCCUGACAGCCAGAGCACCAUGCCCUGGGGCUGUUUGUUUACACAGGCUGGCACACACACACGUGCCACCACGCACACCUGUGGCCACCACGGUCCCACCAGCUGCUUCAGUGCAUCUUCAGUGUGUCUGCUUGGGUUAGGAGUAGUGUGCAUGGAGCUGUCUCCCUUGAAAUUGCCAUGUAAUCGCUUAUCUGUGGAGGCACCACAGCAAAGGAGAAGUGGACAAACAGAUCGGGGCCUGUUGGGUGAUUUUUGGGUAUGGGUUUGCCUACUGCAACUGCAAGGAAAACGCACCAAGACAGCCCAAAUCCACAGGGGCAGCAAGACCAAAGGCUCCAUCAUUUUGGGGACAAGCUGUCUCCACCCAAGUCUUGUUCAGCCCCACGCAACUCUAAAGUAUAGAAAGAUGUCAACAGCUGUGGUGGGAUAACAGUUCUCUGGGUCAGGUUUCUGAAUCAGUCUGGACCCAGCUCCUGUGGGUGCCUCCUGAACUCCCAUGGUGCCUGCUGUCUCCGUGUCUCCAUGCCACCCCCAUCCCAAGAGCUCACCCCAGGACCUGAGGUGGGUUGUCUGCUGGGGCAGUUCAGUGUUUAGGCAAGAGAAGAUUCCUCUGAAGGCCAAAAUGUCAAGUUCAAGGGAUGAGGAGCUUCGAUCCAUGAGCUCCAUCUGUACUGCUGCCUACAGUGCAUCAUUUCUCAGUGCCUCGCUUUCUCAAAUUCUUUUUAAAAAUAGUGGGAUUUUCGCUUGUACUAGAGGGGCACUGCUCCCAGUGCAGCCUGGAAAUGCUGGGAAUAUUUAAUUCAUACCAGUGUCCAUCUCUCACCUUUAAUU
This is a messenger RNA of Melozone crissalis (California towhee), 3130 nucleotides long. RefSeq names its product calpain 5 (gene CAPN5). The transcript has 13 exons. The coding region runs from base 93 to 2018 and encodes 641 amino acids. Gene Ontology annotation, cellular component: cytoplasm. Gene Ontology annotation, molecular function: calcium-dependent cysteine-type endopeptidase activity. NCBI's taxonomy places the organism in Eukaryota, Metazoa, Chordata, Aves, Passeriformes, Passerellidae. The record is from RefSeq and is a predicted model, not a curated record. Gene Ontology annotation, biological process: proteolysis.